AUGUCGCUCGCGAGGGACCAACCUCGAACCGGAACCACGAUCGUGGCGUGUGAGUACGACGGUGGGGUCGUUCUGGGCGCGGACACGCGCGUGAGCACGGGAGUGUACGUGUCGAACAGGGCAUCGGAUAAGAUGAUGGCGUUGAGCGAGUGCGCGAUCAUGUGUCGGAGCGGAAGCGCCGCGGACACCGAGGCGCUCGGCGGAUUCGUGCGAAGAGUCGUCGAGGAGCGCGAGGUCGAGCACGGUGAGCCCGCGGACGUGAAGACGGUGGCGACCAUCGCGACGAAGAUCGCGUAUCAGAACAAAGGGAUGAACCAAGGAAGAGGUCUGAGCGCGUACACCAUCGUCGGGGGUUGGGACAAGCGAAACGGCCCUCAGGUGUACGCGAGCACGGCGGGCGGAAACAUGGUGAAGGAGCGAUGGACCACCGAUGGGAGCGGUUCGACGUAUAUUUGGGGUUUCUUAGACGAUGGUUGGCGCGAGGGGAUGACUCGAGAGGAGUGCGAGGCGUUCGUCGCCAGGGCGAUCGCGCUCGCGAUGUCCGUGGACGGCUCGAGCGGCGGUUGCAUUCGCCUUAACACGGUGGACAAAAGCGGGAUCACUCGAACCUUCAUCCAAGGCAACGACAUCCCGCCCGUCCUGGGAGAGCUUCCGCAGGUCAGAGGUCGACCCGAAAUCGCGCGUCACGGCCACCAGGGCGCUUCGGGGGGCAUGAUUUUGUAA
Molecule: messenger RNA, 723 nt
Organism: Ostreococcus tauri
Lineage: Eukaryota; Viridiplantae; Chlorophyta; Mamiellophyceae; Mamiellales; Bathycoccaceae
Product: Proteasome B-type subunit
Exons: 2
Coding region: 1-723 (240 amino acids)
Cellular component (GO): proteasome core complex
Molecular function (GO): threonine-type endopeptidase activity
Source: RefSeq, a predicted model, not a curated record